Spinacia oleracea (spinach) is the source of this 1591-nucleotide messenger RNA. Its product is annotated as rho-N domain-containing protein 1, chloroplastic. The record is from RefSeq and is a predicted model, not a curated record. The transcript is spliced from 2 exons. Gene Ontology annotation, biological process: DNA-templated transcription termination. Lineage: Eukaryota; Viridiplantae; Streptophyta; Magnoliopsida; Caryophyllales; Amaranthaceae. The coding region runs from base 168 to 1385 and encodes 405 amino acids.
AACGAAGUGGGAAAUCUCAAUUCUCAAGUGGAUAUUUGAGUCCACAAGAAAAAACCCCAAAUAGCAAAACAAGUCGGAUUACUUUCAGUGAAGCAGACCUCCUCCUCUGCGUAUUACGGAGUAUACAAAUGCGAAUAAACCGCCAUUGAAAAACUCAUUUGAAGGUCAUGUCUCGAACCCUAAAUAUCAUCUCCAACAACGUUCAAGGCUAUGGACCGUCUGAGAGCACCUCUCUCCCGUGCUUGGGAGUUUCCAGAAGGGCAGUUAGUGUAUCAACUUGUCUGCGAAGUGAAUGUAAAACUGCUCAGGUGAAAAUAAUAUCAUCAAAAUGUUCUUUGAAACACAUGUCUUUUGUCUGCAAGGCAAGUACAGAGGGUCAUAGAAGAAAUCCAGACUUCCCUAGGCAUAACAGGUCCGGAUACUCCCGAAAUAGAAACCGGUUGAACCAAGAGAAGGAAAGCUCUGACAACCUUGAUGAAUCCGAGUUCUUAUCAACUCAAAACGGGCCAUUACUUUCUCUUUCAAAUAGCCCGAAAUCCCAUGCUACUGCUACUCCAGGACCAAGAGAACGGGAAAUUGUAGAACUGUUUAGGAAGGUUCAGGCUCAACUUCGUCAAAGAACCGUUGUCAAAGAAGAGAAAAAGUUUGAAGCUUUGAAAGGGCAAAAUAAUAAAGAGAGUGAAACAGUUGAUUCUCUGCUUAAGCUUUUGAGGAAGCAUUCAGUUGAGCAAGGUAAAAGAAAAGUCAAUGGUGGUGGUAAUGAGUUCAGUUUUGAUCAUCCAAAACAGAGUGGACAACAAUCCAAUGUGGAUAAUAAGAGUAGUAAAAGCUUUUUCAAUUCCAAUAGUAUUGUUAGGGAAGAGACUCAAGAAACCAAUAACAAGCCUUCAUUUACCCGUCCACCAUCAGAAUUCCGGCGUAGGUCUCCUGUUCCUAGGGUUAAAUACGAGCCGAUUGUCUCUCAUUCUGAUCUUGAUGUAAAGACAAAUGAGACACUCACUGAACCUGAACCUGAGCCCGAGACUGAAUCCGACUAUGAUCUGGAGCCGGAUAUGGAUCUGGAACCGGAUAUGGGUCUGGUGUCGGGUCUUGAGCUAGAACAAGAAGAAGAGGUAGAGUUGGAAACUGGUGCUGAUUUGGUGGAUGAACCUGAACCUACAGUUAGUAAGUUGUCAGAGGCUGUUGUUUUAGAUGCUGAUGUUUUAGAUGCUGAACAAGAUGAAGAUGAUGAGAAAGAUGCAGAAAAGGAGUAUACUGAACCCAAAGACUUGAGUUCUAUGAAGCUAACGGAGUUGAGGGCGAUUGCAAAAGCUCGAGGUAUGAAAGGGUUCUCAAAGUUGAAGAAGUCUGAGCUUGUUGGGUUGCUCAGUGAUGACUCCAUGUAAUCUUUGUUGAGAUUUCUCCUUUUUGGAGUUGAAUUUCAGUGUUUUCAGUUAGGUGAAAUGAGUUGUUUUGUUUGUUUAGGAAUAGGUGCUGAUAAGUUUAUUCCCCUUCCUCCUGUCAAAAAUUUUGAAUCUGGAAACCAGUCUGUUUAUUGGUGGUAUACUUGCUUUUUAUGUUGGAUUUUGGAAGGAAAAUCAGGAUUUGUGGA